Messenger RNA from Papilio machaon (common yellow swallowtail), 1161 nucleotides. Its product is annotated as prenylated Rab acceptor protein 1. The record is from RefSeq and is a predicted model, not a curated record. The transcript is spliced from 6 exons. Gene Ontology annotation, cellular component: Golgi apparatus. The coding region runs from base 185 to 775 and encodes 196 amino acids. NCBI's taxonomy places the organism in Eukaryota, Metazoa, Arthropoda, Insecta, Lepidoptera, Papilionidae.
CUUAGGACAAACUAUAAACAAAAACCAAAACCAAAAAAGUCAAAAUUGUAAAUAUUUUGUUCAAUCGUUUUGACACGUAGCUUGUUUCCAAGUUUGCAAUGUUUGAAGUUAAAAAUAGAGUGAAAUAGUUCCUCUUGCAAUUUGUUUAUAAUCGUAAUUUCGUCGUGUUAACGUAACUAAAAAUAUGGCUGAGAACGUUAAUAUAGAUCUUUCGGGAGAAAUUAAUGCCACUACUGAAAAGAAAGGUUUACAAAAGUAUGUGAAUGAAGUAGAAUUACUACUGCAACAUGUCCGAAGUGGUGCUGCUCCGGCCCUGGUGCUAGGUCUUCUGUCUAGUAGACGACCAUGGACACAAUUUAUUGCCACUGAAAAUUUUAAGACUCCUGCUUCAAUCCCUCGGCUUACAAGACGUUUUUACAGAAAUAUUGAAUAUUUCCAAGCCAAUUAUUUGGUGGUAUUCCUCGGACUAUUUGCAUAUUGCCUGAUUACUUCACCACUGCUUCUGAUUGCAAUGGUUGCCAGCUUUUUUGGAUAUAGAAAAUUAACAUCUGGCCCAAACACAUGGAAGAUUGGAAAUUGGGAAUUAACGAAAACUCAGCAAUAUGCUGUGUACGCUGCUGCAUCAAUGGCCUUGUGUUGGCUCGCCGGGGCUGGAGCUGUUCUGUUUUGGGUCUUAGGAGCUACAGUCACCGUAGUGGCUCUACACGCAAGUUUCUUCGAUGCGGAGAGCCUUCCCCCUACAGAUGAGCAGUUCCCGAUGAUUGAGCAAGUUUGACAGGACCACUUGCCACUGUUUUUGCCACCACCUGGUCGCAUAAUACCACUCAAUCAACCAUUGUUGAGUUGAAUCUAUUAGUGCAAUUUUUUAUUAAUUUAUUUUAUGUCAUAUAUGCACAAGCUUUGUAAACAGCUUGUAGUUAUAAAUAUGAGAAAAUCUUUUUUUUUUUUUAAAUUAACUAGUUUUGGAACAGUCCUGCCUUAGAGGUUUUGGAUUAAAAAGGAAACUGCUCCACCAAGGUCAAUAAAUAAACUUUACUUGUAAGUAUAAUAGAAUUGUAGUUAUUAUGAAAAUAAGUAAAUUAUUGAAUUAUAUAAUGCUAUAUGUUAUAUAAUUUUAGAAUAGAGUAAUUAUUAUCCAUGAAUAUAUGUCUAAUAUUUGAU